AGGCACGAACGAGAUAAGAAUCCCGCAGACGGGACAGAACCGUUUAUCAAACAUGCGGUCGAUUGUUCUCAAAACAAGCGAUUGUUUUUCCCAAACAAAGAACUCCCAUUUCCGAAUCUCUGAGCCAGCACGGCGCUUUCCGGCCGUCAGCCGAACCGAUUACCUGCAGAAAUACCUGCUAACGAGGGCAGCGCAGCCCCAACCGACGGCGGUGCCAUUUCCUGCGGGGCAGCGCCGCGAUUUUUACACGCGCUCAGCUUAUUGAGUCCCGGUUGGGAGGCACCCAGACAUGCCCAUUGCGGGGAAGGUCCCGAUACAAAAUGUCCGCGGAGGCGCCGAUCGGACGGCAGCGUCCCGCAUCCCGGAUGCGGGACGGAACGGAACGCACGUGUCGGACCGCGCCGGGCAGGUAAUGGCGGCCGGGCGGGGCGGACGGACGGGCGGACGGCCCCAGCGCGGCGGCUGUGCGGGGAGGCGGGGCGAGGGCAGCGCGCAUGCGUGCGGGCCUCGCCCCUUUCGUUCCCUCCCCCGCCUCCUCCUCUGCGCAGGCGCAGUGCGGCGGCGGCUCGGCGAGGGAAGGGCGAGCCGCGCUCUGGAGCGGGGGGGACCGGCGCGGCUCCUCCGCUCCGUCGCCGCCAUGGCGGGCGCGGCGCCCGGCCCGGAUGAAGUCGCGGCGGCUUGCGCGGAGAUCGAACGACCGUCUAUCUCGACGGCGGCGCUGGCGCGGAUGGAGCGGAACCGGCGGCGGGCGCUGGCGCUGCGGCAGCUUCCCGGGUUUUUUAGUCCCCUCCCUACUCUCACUCCCCCCCAUUCUUCCCGGCGCGCCGCGCCGUGCACACCGCUGCGCUGCGCCGCGCCCGCCGGCACUGCGGAACGGGAAAGUGGGGCACGGCGAUGCCCUGCCGCGCCCGUGCUUGAAUUUGACUAUCUCGUCUGUGGAGACUGUGGCAAAGAAUUCAUGGACUCGUACCUAAUGCAGCACUUUGAUUGGCCCACGUGCGAUAAUUGCAGAGACGCUGAAGAUAAACAUAAGCUCAUCACAAGGACAGAAGCAAAAGAAGAGUAUCUCCUGAAGGACUGUGAUUUAGAUAAGAGGGAGCCGGUGCUUAGAUUCAUUGUGAAGAAAAAUCCUCAUAAUCCUCGCUGGGGCGACAUGAAGCUUUACUUAAGACUGCAGGUAAUCAAACGUGCUCUGGAAGUGUGGGGCAAUGAGGAAUCCUUGCAAGAAGCAAAGGAACAGCGCCGUGACAGCAGAGAGAAGAUGAAACAGAAGAAGUUUGAUAAGAAAGUGAAAGAGCUUCGCCGUGCAGUGAGGAGUAGUUUGUGGAAGAAGACAGCUAAUAUCCAUGAACAUGAAUACGGACCAGAAGAAAACGUUGAUGAAGAGACAUACAAGAAGACGUGUACUAUAUGUGGCCAUGAAUUAACUUAUGAAAAGAUGUAAAACGUUAACCUGUUUGUUGAAGUUCAUUAUCAUCAUUCUUAAUCCUAUUCUUUAUUAAAGAAAUGGCACUUGGGAACAAGCUGUUACCAAGCUCCAUGAAUAAUACAGGCAGUUCUGUGCAGAAGAAGGUAAGACUUCUCAGCUAGAUCUUGGGGUAGAGCGUGCACAUUUUUAACAGGCUGGAAAUGGCCGCCUUGUGGGAUGAGAAGUUGGCAUUUUACACUCAUUUUACAUGCUGGGGAAAUUUAAACAAGGUAAAUUUCCCUCUACGCUUGCUUCAGCCAGAGCUGAAGGAAGUCUCUGUAUUUGCUCCAGCUGUUAGCUGAUGUCAGCUCCCAUAUGUCUCAGGCAGCCAGUUCCUAAGCACUGCCCAAGUGGUCAGAGUGUGCCACAAGGCUGCUUCUACCUGCAGGUGAAAAUGGAGAUCUCCAACUUGAUGGAGGGAGGUUUCCUGUUUCAGGAGGGUUGUCAAAGGAAAGCACUGUGCUGUAACAUUCAGUCAGGUUGCUGCCGUGUUCUAUACUGUGAAGGUUUAAGUAUCCUUUACUGAUUUCUUUUCAACUUUUGGACCAAAAAGAUGACUCUUCAAGUAAAAGCGUAUCUUCAUUUACCA
This is a messenger RNA of Phasianus colchicus (ring-necked pheasant), 2057 nucleotides long. Lineage: Eukaryota; Metazoa; Chordata; Aves; Galliformes; Phasianidae. The record is from RefSeq and is a predicted model, not a curated record.